Messenger RNA from Corythoichthys intestinalis (scribbled pipefish), 1676 nucleotides. RefSeq names its product NHP2 ribonucleoprotein homolog (yeast) (gene nhp2). The transcript has 4 exons. Gene Ontology annotation, cellular component: box H/ACA snoRNP complex; nucleolus; cytosolic large ribosomal subunit. The record is from RefSeq and is a predicted model, not a curated record. Gene Ontology annotation, molecular function: box H/ACA snoRNA binding. Bases 105 to 569 code for a protein of 154 amino acids. Gene Ontology annotation, biological process: snRNA pseudouridine synthesis; maturation of LSU-rRNA; rRNA pseudouridine synthesis. NCBI's taxonomy places the organism in Eukaryota, Metazoa, Chordata, Actinopteri, Syngnathiformes, Syngnathidae.
ACAAAAAAGAAGUCACAACACAUGUGCUACACAUUCUGUACAACUAGCAAAGCUUGACUUUUUCGCAGCAAUAUCCUUGCAGAAUUAUUUUUUAAAACUAAGACAUGACGAAGGCGAAAAAGGAGAAGUCGGCUCCCGUCGAGGAGGUCGAAGCGGCCGCCAGUAACGGGAGAUCUUACCAGGAUUUAAUCGCCAACGUGAACGCCAUCGCACAGCCGCUCGCUACCAGAAAGCUCAGCAAAAAACUCUACAAAUGCGUCAAAAAGGCUUCCAAAUUAAAGAACAUCCGCAGAGGGGUGAAAGAAGUUCAGAAGUUCAUUGGAAAGGGGGAGAAAGGAAUCGUGCUCUUAGCAGGUGACACGCUGCCCAUUGAAGUCUACUGCCACCUACCCAUCAUGUGUGAAGACAGAAACCUACCGUAUGCUUACAUACCCUCCAAAGUGGAUCUGGGUGCGUCGGCAGGCUCCAAGAGGCCCACCUGCGUGAUCCUGAUCAAACCUCACGAAGACUAUCAAGAGGCAUACGACGAAUGCCUCGAAGAAGUGACUAACAUGCCUAAACCGCUAUGAGCUCAUACGCACAACAGAAAUAUUACACCUAACAGGAGUUUUGAUAUGAUAGGACUUUUAAUUUUACAGUCAAAUAGGUGGUACCUUUUUUAUUUUGUACUUUUGUUCAUGUAUUGAAACUGAAUAUAUUGUAUUUUUUAUUUGCAUAUACCGAAACUUGUUCGUUUCGCAAGACAACACCUAGUACAAUUGAAAUUCAUAUUAAGAAAAAAAAAGUUGUUUAAAGUAUUUAAGUAUGCAAAUGACACAUUUCAUAGAAAUCUGAUGGACAAAAUCUGUUUGUUUAAAAAAAAAAAAAAAAAAAUUUUUUUUUAGUUCCAUUGAGGACGAUAGACGUCCAAUCCAUGUGAACUGAAUUGGACGUCUAGUGGGGUCAGUGGUAACCAGUGAGUUCAACAGUGACUGUUUAUGGGCGCAUCCAUUUUGAGAUGUCAGUUAUACCCACACAAAUGCACACGUCAAUGUGACAACGUGUAUAAGGGAGGGCAGGUAAUUUGGGUUUGUUGCAUUUGAUUAGCUAAAAUAGCACAGGCAUUGAUAAAAUGUAUCACCAAUGUCCAGUGGCCAAAUCCUUGAAAUACUGGCUUUGAAAUGAUUUUUUUUUUUUUUUUUUCCAAUUUAUUGAACAAAAUUCUUUACGCUGGAUUGGAGCUGGCAUUUAACAUCAUUGUGUUCUGUACCAAGAUGUUAAAUAUGGAUCAAGUGUGCUGAAAUGCUACUGGAUUUAAUUAAAAAAAAAAUCUUAACUGGAUUUAUGUCAUUUUGAUUAUUAUGUAUGGUUUCUGUUGCCUGUUUAAGUACUGUUAUCGUCUAUUUGCAGUUAACUGAAUGAUUCUUUGGUUUACGAUGAAAAGGAAAAGCUCUAGUACUAUUUGUGUUCAUUACAUUGUAAAAAGUAAGUUUUAACUUUUAAUUCAUCGGCUGACAUUGAUAGCGAUAGACGUUCAAUCCAUUUUAACUGAGGGCUGACGACCCACCAAAUUAGAUUGGACGUCUUUUGCCGUCAAUUUCAGUGAGACAAUCAAUAGUAUCCUUUCCAGUUAUAAUCUUGAGAUUCUGCCCAUGUGACAAAUGGUUUAAAUAAAGCCUACUGUAAAAAUAACUUUU